Molecule: messenger RNA, 1100 nt
Organism: Cyprinus carpio (common carp)
Lineage: Eukaryota; Metazoa; Chordata; Actinopteri; Cypriniformes; Cyprinidae
Product: ras-related protein Rab-14-like
Exons: 9
Coding region: 279-1100 (273 amino acids)
Biological process (GO): phagosome maturation; defense response to bacterium; Golgi to endosome transport
Cellular component (GO): phagocytic vesicle; trans-Golgi network; recycling endosome
Molecular function (GO): GTPase activity; GTP binding
Source: RefSeq, a predicted model, not a curated record
UGCCAUCCGCUAAACCCCAAGAAGAAGAAGAAGAAGAAGAAGAAGAAGAAGCAGGACGUUUAAGCUACGAAACGUGCAGAUGUUUUAAUGGUACAAAGACCUCUUAUAUGGCAAAAGAUCAAGGCAGAUUUGGUUUGUCAUGUCAUGACCCCUGGAACAGAUCGAGUGUAGCGCCGCGGGACUGCGUCAGUGUUUGCGCCGCCGCCAUUGACCAGAAUCCGGAGGAUCAGCAGCUGAAUCACUGAUUUACAGCAAACACACGCGACUACAGAGCAGGAAUGGCCACUGCACCCUACAACUACUCCUACAUCUUCAAGUACAUCAUCAUCGGAGACAUGGGCGUGGGGAAGUCCUGCUUACUGCACCAGUUCACAGAGAAGAAGUUCAUGGCCGACUGUCCGCACACCAUCGGCGUGGAGUUCGGCACCAGGAUCAUGGAGGUGAGCGGUCAGAAGAUCAAGCUGCAGAUCUGGGACACGGCGGGUCAGGAGCGCUUCAGAGCCGUCACGCGCAGCUACUACAGAGGAGCGGCGGGAGCACUCAUGGUCUACGACAUCACCAGGAGAAGCACAUACAAUCACCUCAGCAGCUGGCUGACCGACGCCAGGAACCUCACCAACCCCAGCACCGUCAUCAUUCUCAUAGGAAACAAAGCGGAUCUGGAAGCGCAGCGAGACGUGACGUAUGAAGAGGCGAAGCAGUUCGCCGAAGAGAACGGUCUGCUGUUCCUGGAGGCCAGCGCUAAAACAGGAGAGAAUGUGGAGGACGCGUUUCUGGAAGCAGCUAAAGAAGAUCUACCAGAACAUCCACAGACGGCAGUUGGAUUGAAGCGGCGAGUCGGGCGUCCAGCACAAACCGUCAGCGCCGAGGCGAGGCCGGGUCUCACCAAGCGAAACCACAGCCGCAGAGGGAAGGGGUGGCUUGUUAAUGACCAUGACCUCAUCUCUCCUCUUCCUCCAAUCACACCAAUCGGUAUUCGUCCCAGAAAAGAGGAUGAGGAUCACGGCUACAUGUGCUCUUUCUCGUCAUCUGCCCUCACAAUCUCUAUGAUCAACGAUGUGUACGUCACAGAAACAAGACCCCAGGUUGCAUUAGGAUAG